This is a messenger RNA of Conger conger (European conger), 1458 nucleotides long. It is a transcript of the gene tor4ab, whose product is annotated as torsin family 4, member Ab. The transcript has 2 exons. NCBI's taxonomy places the organism in Eukaryota, Metazoa, Chordata, Actinopteri, Anguilliformes, Congridae. The record is from RefSeq and is a predicted model, not a curated record. Gene Ontology annotation, cellular component: endoplasmic reticulum lumen; nuclear envelope. Gene Ontology annotation, molecular function: ATP binding; ATP hydrolysis activity. The coding region runs from base 139 to 1347 and encodes 402 amino acids.
GUGGAGCGCACGCACGGUUGAAGCAAAUGCCUGUAGACCAGGGGUCGGCAACCCUGGUCCUGGAGAGCCGCAGGGUGUGCUGGCUUUCGUCUCCACCUUAAAAUAAGCAACCGAUUCAGACCCAAGAAACCAGGUGAGAUGGGAGACGAGGGUGUGUGUGAGCCUCUGUCGGACGGCCGAGAGGCGGGGGAAGGGUGGACAAACCUCUCCCACAGAGCCACUCCCUUCUCCUCCAAGCUCGGCGCCAUGAUGCGGAUCCGGAACAAGUACCAGGCCAUGAAGAGGCGUCGCGUGGAGCAGGGGGGGCUCCAGGCCUCUGCGGGAUGGGCCUCGCUCCGCCCCACCGGCCCCGAAAUCUUCACCUUCGACCCGACGUGCGCCCAGGCCGAGUCCGGCCACCGCAGGAAGAAGAAGAGGAAGUCGUCGCGCGUCCUCUUCCCCAGCAACGGGCGCAAGUUCCUGCCGGUGGCGGAGCGAAGCCUCACCAAGCCGCUCUUCCUCCUCCUGAGCGUGGUCCUCUUCCUGCAGGUGUACAACGCCUUCGAGAACCUGGACGACCACCUGCUGCGCUACGACCUGGAGGGUCUGGAGAAGACGCUGCGGAGGGAGGUGUUCGGGCAGCAGGAGGCCACGGCCGAGCUCCUGCUGCACCUGCGCGACUACCUGUCCACGUACGCCCACCACAAGCCGCUGGGCGUGUCCCUGCACGGCCCCACCGGCGUGGGGAAGACCCACCUGGGCCGCAUCCUGGCUCGCCACUUCCGCUCGGUGGUGGGGGAGCAGCUGGUGGUGCAGUACUUCUCCACGCACCACUGCCCCCUGGCGGCGGACCCGGGGGAAUGCGCCCGAGACCUGCGGGCUCGAGUGGCCGGGGUGGUGGCCCGGGCCGAGGAGGAGGAGAAGAUCCCGCUCCUGAUCUUCGACGAGGUGGAGUUCAUGCCCGGCCAGCUUCUUGAUGCGCUGCACGGGCUCCUCCGCCCCGGGCAGGCCAACGAGUUCCUGAACGCCGUGUACCUGCUGAUCAGCAGCCUGGGGGAGGCGCAGAUAACCAAUCACGUGCUGCAGAACGUCUCCGCGGGGUCGGGGCGGAGCUUGCUGCCGGACCUGCGACAGGCGCUGCAGAAGCUCCACCCCCUGUGGGCGGAGGUGGACAUGGUUCCUCUCACCCUAUUAGAAAAGAGGCACGUGAUGGAGUGCUUCCUGGACGAGAUGAGCCAGGAGGGGUUCUACCCUGACAGGCCCCACAUAGAGCAGCUGGCCGAGGAACUGACCUACCACUCAGCCGGCGGGCUGCAGUACUCCCACAACGGCUGCAAGCAGGUUGUGGCCAAGGUCAACCUGCUGUGAGUGAGUGUGUGAGAGUGUGAGUGUGUGUGUGAAUGAGAGAGUGUGUGUGAGUGAGUGUGUGAGAGUGUGUGUGUGUGUGUGUGUGUGAGAGUGUGUGUGUGUGUGUGUGUG